Messenger RNA from Zygotorulaspora mrakii, 549 nucleotides. It is a transcript of the gene CBP6, whose product is annotated as Cbp6p. Gene Ontology annotation, molecular function: ribosome binding. The transcript has a single exon. Gene Ontology annotation, biological process: mitochondrial respiratory chain complex III assembly. Gene Ontology annotation, cellular component: mitochondrion; Cbp3p-Cbp6 complex. The record is from RefSeq and is a predicted model, not a curated record. The coding region runs from base 1 to 549 and encodes 182 amino acids. Lineage: Eukaryota; Fungi; Ascomycota; Saccharomycetes; Saccharomycetales; Saccharomycetaceae.
AUGACUUGCAAUGAUCUCAAUACAGAGUUUAAGGUCACUCAGUGUAGGUUGAACAUUUUUGAAGGCAGAAUGUCAUCUCAAGGAGUGAGAGAGGCUGCAAAGAGCUUAGUGAAGGCCCUCGAGCGGUUCCCAAAUGAGCGCAUAAAGCACUUGGUAUCUUUCAAACAAUCGCAGAUGGAGAGAUUUAAUAGGGUGGCCGGAUUACAGAUUGGACAGUCCAAGGAUGCAAGUGAUAGUAAAGUGUCGCUGGACGAUAUCAAAGAUAUCAUAAACAGAACGUCAGCUCCUUUGGGUUUGCAGAAGAAUCUGCUUAAAAAAAUGCAAUCUGCAAUGGUCAAUGAGGAUCUCACGGAGCAGAGCAUCAAGGAGCAAAUUAGCGCUUUGAACACGCUGACUACGGAUAAAUAUAAGCAAUACUACGAUGUGAGCGAUAAACUGUACAAGCCGCAGGGGAAUCCGCAGUACUAUAAGAGGAUAUUGGACGAGAUCGAGGGCAAGAAGAAGGAGACUUUCAUGACAGCGCUGAGAACAGUCAUAUUGGGUAAAUGA